UCUUUUUUUGUUUUUGUUUUGCUGUCGCAAUUAUUGAGGUGAUGUAUUUCAUAUUUUCAUACUGUAAUCGUAAUCCCCAGAGAGAACAAAAAUCGACCACUUCUUAAUGCGUGGCCUACUAUUAUGAUCUCAUUCUCAUGUGGAUAAGCAACGCCACUGACCCCUUCAAAAAAAAAAAAAAAGCAACGCCACUGACCCCUUAAUUUCAUAAACCAAAAGUCCAAAACCCAAAAACAGCAGCAGCUCUCUCUGUUUUUGUUUCAAUAGCAGGAAUCGCAGAACAUGGCAACCCCAAAAUCCUUAUGUUUUGCUUGAUAUAUGGAGUCCCGCAGGCUUUCCAUUCUCUGUUCCCAUCUCCGCCCCGGUUCGGGUCCCGCCCCGACCCGACAGAUUCUCGUUUCCAGGUCCAUUUGUGAUGCUAACCAGCGACCUAGUGAUUCCGACGAGGGAAGUGACCAAAACGACUGCGUUUUCUGCAAAAUCAUACGCGGUGAAUCCCCUGCUUUCAAGAUUUACGAGGAUGAUGUUUGCCUAUGUAUAUUGGACACACAUCCGCUGAGUCGUGGGCAUUCUCUUAUCAUCCCAAGGUCUCAUUUUCCUUCACUGAAAGCAACACCUCCAGAUGUGGUGGCUGCAAUGUGUUCAAAAGUGCCCUUUAUCAGCAGUGCAAUCAUGAAAGCUACUGGUUCUGAUUCAUUCAACUUGUUAGUUAACAACGGUACAGCUGCAGGCCAAGUUAUAUUUCAUACUCAUAUUCACAUAAUUCCGCGCAAGGCCCUUGAUUGCCUAUGGGCUUCUGAGAGUUUACGGAGGCGGCCCCUGAACAUAGACCAGGAAGCAUCUCGACUUGCAGACCAUGUUCGAGAGCAACUAUCAUUAUCAGUCAACUCUAAAGAUAUCAAAAAUGAAGGAUCUAGUCUUACCGGAAACUAGAUGCAUAUUGCAUUUCUGUUGUAAUCUAAACCGUACAAUGUCUAUGCCUUACUUCAAUUCUUCAAAUUCAGCAUUACUCGCACAAAUUUCUGGUUUCAUCUGUGGGACGCAGAAUCAGCGACACCGGCUUAUAGUUUUCGCCUUCGGAGCCCUCCCUCCCCUUCCUAUUGUAACAUGCAAAACAUAGUUGAGAAAUGGACUCUGGACAUCUGGCUACUUGCAUUGCAUA
Rosa chinensis is the source of this 1162-nucleotide messenger RNA. Its product is annotated as adenylylsulfatase HINT3. Gene Ontology annotation, molecular function: adenylylsulfatase activity. Gene Ontology annotation, biological process: sulfur compound metabolic process; purine ribonucleotide metabolic process. NCBI's taxonomy places the organism in Eukaryota, Viridiplantae, Streptophyta, Magnoliopsida, Rosales, Rosaceae. The transcript is spliced from 7 exons. The record is from RefSeq and is a predicted model, not a curated record. The coding region runs from base 319 to 933 and encodes 204 amino acids.